AUGCUUACCAGUACAUGGCAAGUAGUACUUGCCAUCCCAAAAUGUCAGCUUAAUUUUAAAGCAACAUCUGGAAAUUCAAUUAACUAUAAAUAUGACCCACGAGCUGUUGCCAUGGGCGAUUUUAACAACGAUACUUGGCUAGAUAUUGCUGUUGCUAAUUAUGCUGCUGACAAUAUAGCUAUAUAUUUUGGAUGUGGCAAUGGUACUGUGGCAAGACCAAUCAUGUUUUCAAUUGGUUAUGGCUCUGCACCAUACAUGAUUGCUAUUGAUGAUUUCGACAACGAUCAGCGACUCGAUGUCGCCGUUGCAAAUUUCGGCACAAAUAGCGUUGGUGUAUUUCUUGGAUUUCAAAAUGGAUCUUUUGCGAACAAAACAGUUCUAUCAACUGAAUCAUCUCGUCCUAUUUGGAUCCAUGUAGCAGAUCUCAACAACGACACAGCACUAGACAUUGUCACUGCCAAUUACGGCACACACAGUGUGAGUGUAUUUUAUGGAUAUGGAAAUGGUAGCUUUUCCAACUCAGACACGUACUCAACGGGCUAUGAUUCUUUUCCAUCCGCGGUUUUUAGUGGCGAUUUCAAUAAUGAUCAACAGAUGGAUCUUGCUAUCGCCAAUUAUGGCACAAACAACGUCGGUCUCAUGCUUGCGACUAGUAACGGCACUUUUGCAAGGCAAAGCACGUUUUCAACUGGCCCGAAUUCCCAUCCAUACUCGCUUGUCGUUGGUCAUUUAAACGAAGAUACCAAUCUAGAUAUUGCCGUCGCUAACCAUGGAAAUAACAGUGUAGGUGUACUUCUAGGUCACGGCAACGGAACUUUUAUGAGCCAAAUGACAUAUUUCCUCAGUGCUGUUUCUCCAUAUUCCAUCGGCAUUGGUGACUUCAACAACGACAAUCGAAUGGAUUUAGUCGUAACCAAUAAUGGUACUAGCAAUAUAGCUCUACUUGCCGGAUAUGGCAAAGGUACCUUUGCAAGUCCGAAAAUGUAUUCAACUGGAUCUACUUCGUCCAUCUUCGUUGCCGUAGGUGAUUUAAACAGCGAUAAUCAUUCAGACAUCGUCGUCAUCAAUAAUGAUACGAGCACCCUAGGUAUCAUGCUUGGUUAUGACGAGCUUUUUCCAAUUCGAGCAACAUAUUCAACUAGCAUUGGACCAUACUUUGUAGCCGUUGGUGAUUUUAACAACGACGUCCAUCUGGAUAUCGUCGUCACUAAUUUGAAGAACAACAUUAUAAGUAUACUUAUCGGAUAUGGCAAUGGUUCCUUUGCAAAUCAAACAACAUAUUCAACUGGUCUUGGACCAUACUCUGAAGCUGUUUGUGACUUUAACAACGACAACCGACUGGAUGUUGUCGUCGCUAAUUAUUACGAUAAAACCAUAAGUAUUCUUCUUGGAUAUGGGAAUGGUUCUUUAGCAAAUCAACGGACGUAUUCAACAGGCACUUCUCCCAACUCUGUAGCUGUUGGUGAUUUUAACAACGACACCCAUCUGGAUAUCGUCGUCGCCAAUACCGAUGACAAUACUAUAAGUGUACUUCUCGGAUAUGGAAAUGGCUCUUUUGCAGAUCAAACAACAUUUUCAACUGGCUCUAGCCCAGGCACUGUAGCUGUUAGUGACUUUAACAAGGAUACCCGACUGGACAUCCUCGUUUGUAAUUUUGGCGGCAACACGGUGAGUGUACUUCUUGGAUAUGGCAAUGGAUCUUUUGCAAAUCAAACGACACAUUCAACUGGUAGGUCUCCCAACUCUGUAGCUGUUGGUGAUUUUAACAACGACACCCAUCUGGAUUUCGUCGUCGUCAAUUUGAAUGACCACACUGUAAGUGUACUUCUCGGAUAUGGCAAUGGUUCUUUUGCAAAUCAAACAACAUAUUCAACUGGCUCUGCCCCACAAGCUGUAGCUGUUGGUGAUUUUAACAAUGACACUCGACAGGAUAUUGUCAUCGCCAAUUUCGUUGACAACACUGUAAGUGUACUUCUCGGAUAUGGCAAUGGAUCUUUUGCAAAUCAAACAACAUAUUCAACUGGCUCGGGCCCACAAGCUGUUGCUGUUGGUGAUUUUAACAAAGACACUCGACCGGAUAUUGUCGUCGCUAAUCUUAAUGACAACACUUUAAGUGUACUACUUCUGGAUGGCAGAGGAGCUCUGGAAGAUAAAAUCACAUUUGCGCCGACCGAUGGUUCUCGUUUGCGAAAUUUUGCCAUUUUUGAUUUCAAUAACGAUAGCCUAUUGGAUAUCGUCGUUGUCAAUUAUGGUACUAAUAACAUAGGUAUCCUUCAUGGAUAUGGGAGUGGCAGUUUUGGAAAACAAAUGUUACUUUCAACAGGUUCAAAUUCCCAUCCUUAUUCAAUCGCUAUCCAUGAUUUCAACAGAGACGGUCAAGCAGAUAUAACCGUGGCCAAUUAUGGUACUAAAAAUCUUGUUACGUUUCUGGGAAGUGGAAAUGGAACAUUUGAAAAUCAAGGACGUUACGGUAUAAAUUUUGAUUUUGCUCCACUGAUGAUUGGUGCUGGUAGUUUCAACAAAGAUGGGCGUUCAGAAAUUUUCAUUGCAUAUGAUGGCAUCGAUUAUGUAGAUUUGCUUGUUACAUACGACAUUGGAUCUUUCAGUAAUGCCAUUAUAUAUUCAACUGGGAAUGUGCCCAGAUCUGUAACCGUUGGUGAUUUUAAUAACGACAACCAUCUGGAUAUUGUCAUCGCUAACAGGGUUGACAACACUGUAAGUGUACUUCUCGGAUAUGGAAAUGGCUCUUUUGCAAAUCAAAUAAGAUAUUCAACUGGCACUCAUCCAUACUCUGUAGCUGUUGGUGAUUUUAAUAACGACGACCGACAGGAUAUCCUCACCGCUAAUGUUGAUAACAACACUGUAAGUGUACUUCUCGGAUAUGGAAAUGGCUCUUUUGAAAAACAAACGACAUUUUCAAGUGGCACUUGGCCAGUCUCUGUAACUGUUGGUGAUUUUAACAUCGAUACCAAUCUGGACAUCGUCGUUGCUAAUAAUAAGGACAAUACUGUAAGUGUACUUCUCGGAUAUGGCGAUGGCUCUUUUGCAAACCAAAGGAUAUAUUCAGUUGGCUCUGGCUCAAUUGCUGUAGCUGUUGGUGACUUUAACAAAGACACCCAUCUGGAUAUCGUCGUUGCUAAUACGAAUGACAACACUAUUAGUGUACUUCUCGGAUAUGGCAAUGGCUCUUUUGCAGAUCAAACGAUAUAUUCAACUGGCUCUGGACCAUGGUCUGUAGCUGUUGGUGAUUUUAACAUCGACACUCAUCUGGACAUCGUCGUCGCUAAUUAUAAUGAUAAUACUGUAAGUGUACUUCUCGGAUAUGGCGAUGGCUCUUUUGCAAAUCAAACAAAAUAUUUAACUGGCUCUGGACCAACAUCCGUAGCUCUUGGUGAUUUUAACAACGACAACCAACUAGAUAUCGUCAUCGCUAAUUGGAAUGACAACACUAUAAGUGUCCUUCUUGGAUUUGGCAAUGGCUUUUUUGCAAAUAAAAUAACCUAUUCAACUGGUAGUACCCCUUCAUUUUUAGUUGUUGGCGAGUUUAAUAAGGAUACCCGAUUGGAUAUCGUCGUCGCUUAUGUGAAUGGAGCAAGUGUUGGUGUAUUUCUCGGAUAUCCGAAUGAAGGUUUUCUAAACCAUAUGAGACUCAUAACUGGCAAUGGAUAUCGCCCCAAGUCAUUCGCCAUUGGCGAUUUUAACAAUGACGAUCAAAUGGAUGUAGCAGUUGCAAAUUCCGGCGGUAACAACGUCGGUGUUUUUCUGAGAUAUGACAAUGGUUCUUUCGGAAAUCAAAUAACAUAUGCAACUGAUUCUUCUCCAUGGUCAAUAGCUGUUGGUGAUUGCAACAACGAUACCAUACUUGAUAUUGUCGUCGUGAAUCUUGGCAGUGACAAUGUUGGUCUAUUUCUUGGAUGGGGUAAUGGUUCCUUUUCAAGCCAGAAAACGUUUACGACCGGUUUUAGCUCUCAAACGAAUGCGGUUGCUGUUGGCGAUUUCAACAACGACAAAUUGCUAGACAUUAUUGUUGCUAAUUAUGGCACAAACAACAUAGGUGUGUUGCAUGGUUAUGGGAAUGGUUCCUUCUCAAGUGUUAAGUUUUUUUCAAUCAGUUAUGGAUCUCUUCCAUUCUCAAUUUCCGUUGCUGAUUUAGACAAUGAUGGAAAAUUGGAUUUCGCUGUCGCCAACGAAGGUUUUGAUAAUUUACAAACUUUCUUACAGACCUGCUAAUACUGCCACCGCUCUCUUGAUUUUUUUAUUGUUCGACUCUUUAUAACUUCUAAUUAGUGCUACUAAUAUUUCUUCUAACUGUUUUUGGGUGUGGAUGUGUUGAAAAUUAAUAAAUUUUAUAUAAAGAAAAGAAAUAUCAUGUGAAGAUACCAAAAUGUGUUUCAAUUUGGCAAAGAUAUCUCGUCAGGUGUAGGACAUGGGUAUGUCAAGCACACCAUCAUGUCUUUUGAACCUGCUCUGGUGUCUCAUCAAAUGAUUGUAUGUGGGUCUGUGGGUGGGAUGUGAAUGUGGGUGUGGGGAAGCUACCACGACGCGUUUUGACUGUUACUCAGACAGUCUCGUCAGAUUGCUUAGAAUCUCUAGGUCGAUUACAAUUUUUGAAUAGAAACAAUUCGAAAAGAAUCAAUUCCAGACAAAUUACACUAUUCUACUCGCAAGAGUGUAAGUAAAUCAAUGCGAAACAGAUCGACUUAUAUUUCUAGAAUACAAAUCAAUCUGCUAGUCUCAACUUUUGCUUUUCAGCAACCGAUUCGCUCUAUCCAUUAUAAUAAAAAACGAAGUAGAUGUGCUCGAAUUAGAAUUAAUUAAAAACAAAUACAAAGUUAAUUUUUGCCGACGACUUUCGUGUUAUUGAUUAAAAUAAUGAAACACUCAUGAGGGCUCUGCCUUAAAAUUGAUAAGCAAAAAUUAAAAGCAAAAUAUAAAUCAAGUUUAAAAUAAAAUAGAAAGGGGCAAAAUUUCAAAAGAACAAAUAUUAAAAAGCCAAGUAAAAUCUACACUAAAUUUUAAAAACAAAAUUAAUAAAUAUUGAAAAUACAAAAUAAAUUUUAAAGAAUAAUACAUUUUGAUAAAUUUUGAAUAGUUAGUUUUGAAGAGUAAUAAUAAUAAUGAACUUUGAAUAGAUUUUUAUUGAAAUUGAAUAAUAGUAGUAAUUAAUUUUGAAUAAUAACAAAUUUUAAAUAAUUACAAUAAACUUUGGAUAAUAAUAUUAAACUCUUUAAAUGAUACUAGUAAAAUUUUGAAUAAGGCUGUGGGUGUUAGUGUGAGUGCAAAGAUGAUCAAUACUCAUAGUCAUAUCUACAUCCACACUCACUCACCCACACCCACACCCACACCCGAUUUAUUGUAGGAUGCUGAGGAGUCUAUUUUCAUAAAUCAAAUAAAUAAAUAGAUAAAUUGAGCGAUAUAAUGUAAUUCAGCAAAAUAAAUAUUAAUGCAGUAAAAUAGAGAGUGUACCAACAAAUGUAUUUUUUCAUUUAUUCAAAAUCAAGAAAAAAUCUACGACAGAUUAAGUUGGAUAUGUUAUUGAUGCUUAAGAGGUAUUGGACUAGUAUUCGAAAAUGUUCUUAGUUGCGCUGUUAUUCGUUUAAGUGAUUUCAUCUGAUGAUGACUUUAAAAUAAAGUCAAAAAUUCAUGAAUUUCCAUAAUAGAUGUGUUUUUCUUCAUUGUGAAUAAAUCAAAACAAAAUACAUUUGUUGGUACACUCUCUAUUUUACUGCAUUAAUAUUUAUUUUGCUGAAUUACAUUAUAUCGCUCAAUUAUCUAUUUAUUUAUUUGAUUUAUGAAAAUAGACUCCUCAGCAUCCUACAGUAAAUCGGAUUUUUCCCUACCAAAAUUCCGUUGUCUUUCAAAUUUCAAUUGAAAUUCGGAAUCAGCAUUGAAUUCCGCGUCUGAUAAUGCUAGAUUUAUAAAAAUUGGAGAGAAAAAAUUCUUCGAUGAUCCUGAGGUCCCGUACAGGUGCCCAAUGAACCGUGAAAAGUUAAAGUCGUCUUUUUGACAGCAAAAAGUACAUCACUUUACUCAGAAUUUAAUGCUGAUUCCGAAUAUGUAAUUAUUUUCUUAAAAAUAUUUUGGACAAAAAAAUGGCCUUAUCGAUACUUGUCCUGUAUAAAGUCAUACUAAACCAUAGAAAUACUCGUCAUAGGAUUCGCUCCAUUCAAAGUUGUGAUAAUCGAACACUAUUUAUAAUCUAAAGUACGUUAAAAUUCCAUUUCAGAAAUUUUGAAACGAAAGUCUAUUAAUGACGAAAUAAGAUCUAACAAUGCCGUAACAGUUAUUUUAGAUACUUUUUACUCUUGGCCACAGUUUGGAUUACCGAGUCGGUAUCCAAAAAAAUUAAUCGAACUGCCUCCGUCGAACUUGAAAAUGUUCCUUCUAGUCUGUUCACUUUAAAAAGUGGAACACCUCAAAAUUCGCCUCUUUCACCACUGCUAUAUAUACUUCACACUAGUGGUUCUAUGAACGAAAUUCCUUCCCAUAAAGAACUUAAUCUCUCUGCGGACGAUACAGCUCUUUUGACAUCAUCUAACACGACAUCUAACCUUUUGAACUGUUUAUAACAAUCUCUAAAUGAAUUCGAACGAUGAUGUACAGGAUGGAAACUGAAGUUGCAACCACUAAAAAUGGGAAUGAUUCACUUCAGUCAUUAUCCAAGAAAGAAGUAUAAAAACACAAUCACAGUCAAAGUCGGCAACAUUAGCAUUACAACACAAGAUUCAGUACGUUAUCUAGGCAUGACUCUUGAUCGAAAACUGGAUUGGAAAAGUCAUAUAAAACAUAUUGAGACUAAAGCUGCCACACAUAUCGGUCGUCUUCGAUUUUUAUCGAGAUCAGCACUCAACUCAAACGAUCAACAUAUGUUAAAUAUCUUCAAAGCUCUUAUUAGAGCCAUCCUCACAGAUGAAUGUCUGAUUCCUCUCACUGCAACUGAUAAGAUCUGGGAACGUUUACAAAUCAUCCAGAACAAAGCCAUUCGUGAUGCAUUAGAAGUAUCUUCACAUACUUUCGUUCAAUACAGACACCAGUAUGGCAACAUUCCAAGAAUCAAACAGUACUCAAACACUCUUCUAAAACAAAGCAAUUGUAAGAGCACAAACAAACAAUGAACAACUGCUCCAAACGAUCCUCAGAGACAUUCGUGAAGAAAUAUAAAAUCUAUAACUAAAACUAUUUAUUCCUAUUAUUUUUUAUCUUGUCCACUAUGCUCGAGACACAUGACUUUUAAGUCAUAUAUCUUUCCGUUGUCAUCUUCAAUCUUUAAUGCUCUUUCUACUUUGAUAAAUAAAGAUCUUGAAACCUUUAUCCAAAAAAAAAAAAAUUUAAUCAACGGAACCAAGAUCAGAUUUACCGAAACUACGAUUGAAAUCAAUGGAAACAAAAGUUACCGGGAUCGGGACUGAAUAAACUUGCCUCCACACAUCUCUACUCUUGGACUAAUAGCAACAAUCAACAAUUGAUGCGUUUUACUCAACAAAAAACAAUGACAAUGAUCGAACAGAACUGGCUGUUUUGCAGCAUCAACUUGUUUUUCUUCUUAAAAAUAAAAUCGAUUUGACAAAUGCAUUAUCUCCCCAUUCUCACUGUGCGUCUUUGCACUAAUCGUAGCAAUAAAUGCGAAAAAGUCAGUAUGUCAGUUGCAGCAUUUCUUGUUCAGGUCAUUGUUGCAUAAAGCUCUUAUUAUCUACUGUUGUUACGAUUGGUAUUAACCCAUGAGAUUAUACGUCGUCUUUAUUACAUAUAUUUGGAUAAUAUUUAUUUGACCAAUAAGAAUACUGGAAUGGGCAAUAAUUAAAAUAUGAUUUAGCAAUAUUUUUCUGAGCUAUAAAGAAAUUUUAUUUGAGUAAUUUUAUAUUAUUAAAUGUACAAUAAUUAAUUCAUUAAGUAGCAGUAGUAAUUUCAUAUUUUAGCAAUAAAACAAAGACAAACUACAUUAUUUUAUAUGCAUUAGAAAAAUAAAACAGUUAUUUACAAUAGAAAAAUAAUAAUAAAAAUGAAAAAAACAGUCUAUUAUUGUGUGAAUAAAGCUUUUUUUUUGGUUUAGAUAGUCUGCCCAUUUUUCUUGUUAUAUUUUAUUUUGUAAAAUUGAAAAACUACGUAUUUGUAUAUAUAAAUGAAUUCAUAUUGCCCUUUGUUAACGGGUGAUUGAUCUAAUAGAUCAAUACUGAAUUACUACUUUAUUGCAGAAAUAAUAACUAUAUAUAUAUAUGAAUGAGCUAGGAAAAACCAAACACCCUAGAAAGAAAAUAUGACAAAGCAAGGAAUAUACCUGAACAGCAUCAAGAGAAGAGAAAUAUUCAAGUAAGGGAAAGGAAAGAAGAGAGAAAGAAAACAAAAGAUAUAUGUAUAUAUCGGAGUUGAUUUUAAAAUUCGGUUCCGUUUUAAAGGCGACCAGUUGAAUUUAAAAGGCAGCUAGUUGAUUUUGAAAUAUUUUAAAGUCAACUCCGACAUAUAUAUGUCGUAUUUGUUAUCUGUACGACAUCGUAGAAGAGAAGAAAGGAAAAAGAAGAUAUAUAAGCGAGUCACACUGUAACACCCCUUUUAUAUAAAAUUUACCUUUAAUUUAAAUAAAUUAUUGCUCAUUCAGUAUAAUUAUUGCUAAUUUUCAUUAUUGCUCAUUUAAGUUUUUUUUUUUAUUAAGCAAUCAAGUCCUAUGACCAUGCCGGUUCUAAAGGGACACUUUAACUGCACCAUACUUUAUGAUAAGUAGAAAGAAAGACAUAAUUAAAAGAAAAGACAUGAUUGAAAAGGAAAAUAUGAUGAAAAAAUAAGACGAAAUGAAGUAGAAAAAGAAAAGAAGAACGAGAACCAAGCUGAGUACCAUUCUCUCCCUCAUCCUCUUUUUUUUCUUUUCCUUGACUUUCUGCACAUACUUUAUUCUUUAUCACUGGCAUGCUGCCUUUCUCGUCUCUCUCUCUUCUUCUCUCUACUCAGGGGUAUCCAAAAGU
Rotaria sp. Silwood1 is the source of this 8954-nucleotide messenger RNA. The record is from the annotation of a GenBank genome assembly. NCBI's taxonomy places the organism in Eukaryota, Metazoa, Rotifera, Eurotatoria, Philodinida, Philodinidae.